UAAUUUUACUUAAUAUUUUUCAAUUCAAUUAUUUAAUAUCCAAAAAUUAAUAAUUGAUGAUUUUGUAGCAAAAUUUUUUGACGUGAGCUAUGAUUCAAUUUUUUUUUUUUGCAUUUAAUGAAACAUUAUAACAUAAGGAUAAUAUCGUGCAAGUGAUAAAGAAAAGUAUAUAAAUGGAAUAACAUUUCACAUUCAGCAUUUAUAACUGGACAGUUUCUCUAACUACUAUAAAAAAUAUUAUUUACUAUUGUUCGAACAAUGACGAUUCGUUACUUCGAUUUUAAUGAAAUUAAAAUCUGGGUUUUUCUAUUAAUUAUUCAAAUUAAUACAUCGGCAAUAACAUCAAAAUUAGUUCCAAUUCAGAAAAGUGAUCCGACAGAAUGGCGUGAAGAUGGAGUGGAAGCCAAUUUUGCUCAAUUCAAUAGCUUGUACACGAUACUUAUCAAUGAAGAAGAGUUGAACAGUGAUAAAUUUUGUUCUGGCAAAUGUGAUUCAAUUGACUCACAAGGUGCAAAGAGUGCACAAAAUUUAUCUUAUCCAAACCAAUGUGUUGGAUCACUUCGCCAUUGCUGGUUAGAAAGAGAAACUGACAAACGGAAAAAAGCGAAAAAAGAUUACGCCAAAUCAACAUACGUUGACUGUUCUGGUGUUGUUGAGAAUAAGGGUUGUUUCCAACCAUAUAGCGCAAGUGAGCAAGAACAUUAUCACGAUAUACUAUUUACUACUGGUAACAUUUGCAAAUGCUUAUGUGAACGAGAUGAUAUUUCAAAUGCUAAAAACAAGCGUGGUAAAUUACUUGAUUCCAUUUGUUUUGAUCCCGUUUCAGUUGAUAAUGGAUAUGUUGCAACUGGCGCGAGAUUUAGAAGACGCGGUAACGCCAUACACCUUGAACUUCAACAAGGAGUAUUAUCACAAGGAAAAAUUAAUCCAGUAACUCUCAAGUGGAAGACUUCAUGUCAUUGUAAUUUAAAAAAGAAAGUUAUUACUAAAUUCCGAAACGAUGGUAAUUACAUUAGUUUAAAAAUCAUACUAGACGAUCUUACUUUAACAGAGAAUGCAGUUGUCACAGGUGUUACGUUAGGUGCUUCAUUGCGCGGACGAUACGUCGAUGACGAUGGUAAUAUUAAUACAAAUGAAUCCGAAAUUACACAAGAAAGUCAAUGCCAUGGAAGUCCCAUCGAUUUGGUACAUCGUGAUCGAGAUCUUCGGCCGUCCACAGCUUUAAUAGGAAAAACUAAUUACGAACGCAGUGAACCUUGCGAUUAUAAGAUAAUUUUUGGUGGAACUAAACAGAGUUCUGAUAAUAUACAACAUGUAGUUCCAUUUGUCGAUUUACAGGAGAUUGUCACCGAUCAAAAUUCACCUAAACCUAUUCACGGAAUCAGCUGGUAUUAUCGCGGUUAUCCUCGUUAUGGAGGAUAUCUAGCUCUUAAGAUUUUUACAAAAGAAUAAUAAUUUUUGUAUUAAUAUUUAUCUCAACGGUAACGAUGUUCCGCUAAUCAACAUGACUUGAUGUAUGAAAAAUAGCAUUAUUUGCAAAAUUCAAAUUGGUAA
Microplitis mediator is the source of this 1554-nucleotide messenger RNA. RefSeq lists its product as uncharacterized. Bases 259 to 1452 code for a protein of 397 amino acids. The record is from RefSeq and is a predicted model, not a curated record. NCBI's taxonomy places the organism in Eukaryota, Metazoa, Arthropoda, Insecta, Hymenoptera, Braconidae. The transcript has 6 exons.